UUUCGUUUGUGAAUAAGUCGUCUGAUGCUUGGCGGCCGGCUGUAAACGGCACAGUUCGGGUCCUCUAAUGGCGGGAAAUGUUGGCUCACCGCCGGCUGAGUGUCCCUCGUGUGCUGCCGGUGGAAUUCGUUCGUCAGUGAAGCUCUACCAAAUAAAUCUGGAGCAAGCUGCUGUUUUUUGUGAAAAUGCUUCUUGCCCAUUUCCAUUGUUUUCUCAGGAUGUGUGCCCGUUAGUUGUAUCACAUGCUGCAGUUCCCGAACCAGCUGCAAACUCGAAAUUCAAAACAAGAAGCAUGGAUACAGAGUCCAUGACGUCAACAUGCUCAGUUUCAUCCUGGACAUCACAUGCAAGUACCAUGAGCAGUGUUUCAAGCAAUGUUGCCACCCCACCUCCAUCCAUCAGCAGCAAACCUUUCAUCUGGCCAUCAAGUCAAUAUACAGUUUACCAACCUAAAGCCAUGGCUCCAAAGCAAAAUAAUGUUUUUGAUUGGAUGACCCCAAUCUCAUCAUCUCAAUCAAGCCCAGCAUCUUCCAUCAUUAGUUUCAAUGACAGAGAAGUUGAGAGGGUGAUGGACAAGUCUGCAAAAUUAACACCUGCUUCUGAACUGCCCCCUAGUCCUAGCCCUACUCUGUCUGACAUAUUGGAUGCUGUAGGAAGUCAGCCAUCAGAAAGCAAUGACUCGUAUAUUGAGUCAUUGUGUUCUUUUUUGGAUGAAGUAACAGAAGCCCCAACACCUUCAUACAACUCUCCCGUGACGGAAGAAACAGCAUCUAUGACUACUGAGUUUAUCGAUGUUCAACAAGCCACUUUUUCUGCAGAACCGAUAGCCCUACAAUUGCCGGAAACUUCAACACCAGUCCGUCAGCCAACUAAGAGAGUAGUGGAAGACAUUAGUUCAAACGAAUCUCGGACUAAACAGACAAAAACAUCAAAUUCGACACCUGAAUCCAUAGCUGCAUGGCGAAAUAUCGAACUCCCUGUUAAAAAAUCGUCCGUGCGUGCGAAGAAACCUCGAACGCCUGCAGUAGCGAAAACCCGAGUCAGUCGUAGCGCCUCAAGUUCAAGUGAAGGCAUAUCCCCUUCAACUCCCAUCCCACAACCACUAGUCCCCCAACCAGCCAUCGCUGUUGAAGUAAACGAUGAAGGAAACCAUGUUUUCACUAUACAUCCGGCCACCCCUGUCCCAUCAGUAACACCCAAACCUCAAUCUUCUGCAAAAGCUGUUAAAGCCACCGCUAGUACUCUUCGUCCUAGUAAAACUAGUAAGCCCCCCAAAGCCGCCACUGCAAAACCAGCCGAAUCUAAAAGAAGUAGUAAAAAGAAAGACCCAUUUUGUGUCCAAUCUUUGGUGGAAAAGUUCAUUGAAGCAGCAAAAAAUAAAAAACUUGCUAGUCCCAAAGCUCCGUGAUUUGGGAAAAAAUAAAACACGGUUUGGAACG
Messenger RNA from Daphnia carinata, 1439 nucleotides. Its product is annotated as mucin-2-like. The coding region runs from base 68 to 1408 and encodes 446 amino acids. The record is from RefSeq and is a predicted model, not a curated record. Lineage: Eukaryota; Metazoa; Arthropoda; Branchiopoda; Diplostraca; Daphniidae. The transcript has 4 exons.